Psilocybe cubensis is the source of this 3657-nucleotide messenger RNA. RefSeq lists its product as uncharacterized. Bases 1 to 3657 code for a protein of 1218 amino acids. Gene Ontology annotation, molecular function: mRNA binding. The record is from RefSeq and is a predicted model, not a curated record. The transcript has 4 exons. NCBI's taxonomy places the organism in Eukaryota, Fungi, Basidiomycota, Agaricomycetes, Agaricales, Agrocybaceae.
AUGCCCGCCCUUCCCCAUCCCGAUGAGGACUUUAUCAACAAAUCUCUUCUCGCCAUCGUCGAUGCCCAGGCAGACGCUGAGCCCGUCGACGACCAUCGUCAGUCCGACGCCGACGCCCCUCAGAUGUCCUUCUUUCCCCAGAGCAGCAAGCACUUCAGGAACUCCUUCACCUCUUUCCCCAACACUACCCGUCAUCGCCACUCUUUCUAUCCAGACGUCCAGUACGAUACCCGUGCCACCUACGACUACAAGAACUAUCUUCCAGAGCCCUACAAUCCCAAGCAGUUCCAGGGGCCUUUCCCAAACCAGGUCCAGCUUUCCUCUCAGACCCCAUACGGUCCCCAUGUCCCAGCCGCGCCCCAGUCGACUUCCGGCGCUGCCAUCACUCCCAAUGCUCCUCUCCCUAUUCAAUCUGCCACCAACCCAUCCGCUAAUGGUGAGGAGAUAUCUACUAUCUUUGUAGUUGGCUUUCCAGAGGACAUGCAGGAACGCGAGUUUCAGAACAUGUUCACUUUUAGUGCAGGUUUCGAGGCUGCCACUCUCAAGAUCCCCAACAAGGAGUAUACUGCCUAUGGAUCCCUCGUCCCAGGCCCCCAAGGUCCCACUCUCGCCAACGGAAUGGGCCUCCGUGCACCCACAGCUUUCCCAUAUCCUGGCCCCAACGAUCCGUACAACAUGGUCACCGUCAACCCGGCUGGCGUCGUUGUUGACGGUGGCAGAGACGGUGGCAUGUCCUCGUGGGGUGGUCCCCAAUCCGUUGACGAUCUGGCCAAUAGCCACUAUCUUGGCGCUGGACCGGGUGGUGCUGCUGCCCUCGGGUUGGGUCCCCUCGGCCUGGGCGCUACUGCCAUGACCGGUGGCACGAGCCUUACCUUACCCCCACGCAAGCAGAUAAUCGGCUUCGCCAAAUUCCGCACGCGCGACGAGGCACUUGCAGCUCGCGAUGUUCUCCAGGGACGCAGAGUAGAUAUCGAGAAGGGCGCAGUGCUCAAGGCGGAGAUGGCAAAGAAGAACUUGCAUACCAAGCGGGGAGUGGGCCCCGUUCCCGGGGCCGGUAUUGGUGUGCAGCCAGUCGUACAGCAGCAACAGUCACAGCAACAGCAGCAACACAUAAAUGGUCUCAGUGUUACCGGAAUGGACACUUUUAACAAUGACUCUGCUGGCUUUGGUGCUUCCUCCAACAGGGACAGUCUCUCUGGCCUCGCCCGUCUUGGAUGGCGUGACCAGGGUCAACUUGAUCCUGCCAACCCACUGCAAUCCAAUGGCGCCCAUGUUAAUGGACGCGAUGACGAAGAUCGCAAGCGCGAUAGCCUGCUUUCCAUGGGUCUUGGUGGCUUGUCGCUCGCAAGUAAUGCAAAUGCGACUGGCCAGCGUGGGCCUCGAGAGCGCGCCGAAGACGAAGAGUGGCGGAGGAAGGAGAAGGAACAGAAGGAGAUGAACCUUAUGCGUUUGCGCGCGAGCAACGCGGCGGCGUUUGAUGCGUUCCAUGGCGUCCCAGCGUCGGCUGCUACUAAUGCCACAAAUGCAAACGGCGCGCCUGGCAUGUCAAGGCAGAGUUCGACGGCAAGUACAUCCUCUGGCUCUGUUGUGGGCGGAGGACCAGCGAGUAGUAACAGUGGGCUUUGGACGGCAGCGCCUUCUGCAUCGACUGUACCGACGGAGAGUGUAGCAGCGUCUAGUCCGAUGUUGGCUGAUGCUGAAGCAGAAAAUCGGGAGGGCGACGAAGCAAAGCAACAACAGGCAGAAGACGAGGUAGUCGGCCCAUGGGACCGAUUCAAUAAGCCCACUAGCGCCAGUUACGCUGCUGUUGCUCGGCCUUCUUAUUCUACGAAUGGACAACACCAUCCCACCGAGUCUGAGAGGUCAACUUCGCCUACACCUUACCAGGAAAACACUCAGCAAUACCAGACCCCCGCCCAAUACCAACCACAAUUUUUGCAUUUGCAUGAACAACAGCAAGCAGCAGCGGCGGCAGCUGCUGCGGCGACCCAACAGCAUUUGUUUGACCAGCCGCAUCAGCAUCUAUACCAGAGUAUGUACUCCCAACAGCAGCACUUCCGAAGCUCGCAGAGCGAGUCGAGUGAAACAGGCAGCGUAGUGGGCGCGGAUUCGAGUCCGAGCACAAGUAAUAACCCCAAUAUGAACCCGAUAGGGUAUGUCGGGGCGCGACUGGGAUAUUCGACAGGCUUUGGCAAUGCUUCCACUUCGAGUGCUAGAGAGCCGGUCUCGGUAGCGCCGUCAGUAUCGUCGUCAUCUGGAGGGGCAUCCAUUGCGAAGAGCCCGAGUACGGGUUUUAACUUUGGGUCUAUGCUUCAUUCGACGAGGGGUAGUUUGAAUGGUGGAAGCGCUAGUGCUGUAUCACCGCCUCCUAUCGUUCCUUUGUCAUCUUCUGCUGGCGUUGACGCUUCUGUGACUGCCCCCACGUCCAUGUCUAUUCCUACUUCUGCCCAAAAUACCAACACCAGCGCUAAUGCCAGUGUAGCUGCCAAUGGCGUGAUUGGUGCCCCUGCGAUGAGCAGCGGAAGUAGCAGUAAUGGGGGCAGUGCAAGUGGUAGUGUAAAUGGCAGUGGAGGUAAUACGUCGCCACAACUCCCGUCACCUGCUGGCUCUGGUAUGUCAACAGGAUCUUCAUCCGCGCAGGCUCCAGGGUCGACGACACAUGUAAGAGGGACAGUGGACCAGAAUCCUCCUAUCAACACGUUGUACGUUGGAAAUUUGCCGACGUCGCCGCUUCCUCUCGGGUACUCGAAUGACUAUUUGGAGGAGACUCUUCGCGCGCUCUUCUCCGCAUGCGCUGGGUUCCGGAAACUUUGCUUUAGGCAGAAAGCGAACGGGCCGAUGUGUUUUAUUGAGUUUGUGGAUGUACAACAAGCCACAGAUGCGCUGAAAACGAUGUCGGGCAACACUCUUGGCGGCAUUGUCAAGAACGGGAUUCGGCUCUCAUUUAGCAAGAACCCACUGGGUGUGCGCACUCCUACUAGUGCAGGUGGUAAUAAUGGUGGUCCAACGUUGCAGCAGCAACAGCAAUUGGUGCAGACGCUGAGCAAUCAUAACCAUGGCAGUAAUAAUCAUAACGGCCAUCCCCUUCACCACCAUCAAUUCAACCACAACCAGCAGCAUCAACCCCAGCAGCAGCAGAUGGGCCCACCACCGCCUUCUGGCUCGAGUGAGACAUUCCAGGCAAGGCUGGGUGAAGAGUCACAACAGCAGCAGCCACCACAGCAACAUCGUCUCCCGCCCGGUAUCCUUCGCAGAGAUUCGACACUUUCACCAACAACGAUGUCGUCUUUAGCCCAGGCCCAGGCCCAGUCACCUUCAUACAUGAAUGGCAACGGUUCUGCCAAUAGCUUCUUCUCUUCUCCCCCUCCCCGAUUCUACACGACCUCACCGCCUGGUCUGAGCUUUGGCGGCGGUGGGUCGGGGUCAUCGUCGACGCCGCUGACAGGCGCCUCGAGCGCCUUUAUACCCCGCGCAGCUCAGAGUGCGACGGCGGCAGCUGGAGCUGGAGCUGGAGGGUUUUCGCCAUUUGGAAUUACGUCGUUCGCUGCCGCUGCCGCUGUGGGCAGUAGUGUGUUUGUGCCGCAGCAGCAGCAACAACAAAUGCCGCAUCUGCCGCAGCUCUCGAUACCCGGUGAUCAACACCAGCCGGAUAGUUGA